Molecule: messenger RNA, 246 nt
Organism: Pieris macdunnoughi
Lineage: Eukaryota; Metazoa; Arthropoda; Insecta; Lepidoptera; Pieridae
Source: the annotation of a GenBank genome assembly
AUGGGACGGAAUUCUGGUGGCAUCGAAGCCAACGGCGAGCUGAGAAUACUCCUAGUCGUCACCGUUAUUGUCGGUUUACUUCUAAUGAUGUCCCUUAUAAUGUGCUACGCGUGCGUUCUUAGGAGAUUAUGUUGCGGGACACCUAGAGAGAGAUCGAAAAAUAUUGCGAACGCAAGGAGAACUGAAAGUUACCCCAUGGGAGACGUAACUUUGAUAUCUCAGCCGACAGAAAGUGAAAGAGUUUAA